Molecule: messenger RNA, 1382 nt
Organism: Desarmillaria tabescens
Lineage: Eukaryota; Fungi; Basidiomycota; Agaricomycetes; Agaricales; Physalacriaceae
Exons: 7
Coding region: 138-1187 (349 amino acids)
Source: RefSeq, a predicted model, not a curated record
UACCGUGUUUUCUUGAUCGUCGUCGCAGACUACACUCUUCAUCAUUACGCACUCAGUUGACAAUCGAACUGCAUAACCUUUUUAGAAUCAUCGACAUGACACCGGCGAGGAUUCGAUGGCACUGAUGAAAAUUCUCGAUGCACCAGUAUAAUAAGACCGAUAUACCAGAGGAACUCACCGACGAUGAGAUAAAUUUCAUCUUUCAAGCUCUUGACACCGCGUUAAAUUCUAUCAUAUUUGAAUUUCUAUUACAUGGCAUAUACACUGGUGUUCUUGCUGUUACCCUGUGGACCAUCUAUACGAACAAAUCUCGACCUACCGGAAACGUUAUGACCAUCGCCAUCAUUCUCCUCUACACCAUGACUUCUAUUGGGUUUGCUUUCGGCUGGUCAUUUGCGCACUCCGCAUUCAUCACCGUGACUAAUGGACAAAACUUUUGGACUGUGUAUCUCAAGCUCAGCAUCGGUACCAACGAUAAAUCAGUUUUGAGCAUAGGAAUCACAGGAAUCCUCUGUACCAUCCUUGCAGAUUCUGUCACGAUCUGGCGUUGUUGGGUGAUCUGGAGCCGGCAUAAGUUCAUCAUUCUCUUUCCUACUCUUUGUUUAGUCUCUGGUAUCGUGUUCAAAAGCAUCGACAUGUACAUGGUGUUCACUGACGGAAACACUCUUCACCUACUCUACCGAGUGCUUUAUGCAUCGUUCUCUCUCGUUACCACAGCAUGGUGCACACUAGGCAUCGUCUACCGUAUCCUGUCCGUCAGUGGCAACCUCGGAGCUUACCGCCGCACUAUCGAAAUCUUAGUUGAAUCUUCAACCUUUUAUUCCGUCGCUUUGAUCCUAUACGUGGCUUUAUUCGCUCACAACGAUUGGGGGGCAUGUUAUCUUGAUUCUGUAGCCACGGUUGCACGGGGAAUUGCACCUACGCUUAUCGUUGGGCGAGUUGCAGCGGGACACGCUCGCCCAGAUGACACCUGGGAGGGAAGCAUGAUGUCUUCCCUUCGCUUUGGAGGGAAUCAGAUCCCGACAAGCUCUCAGGGAAGUUUCGUAAUCGAUGAUGACCUCGAAGCUCAGCUUGAGAGCCAAGAUGAGCGCGCGAACACCCAGACGCGUUUCCGGGGAGAUACGGCGCUAAGUGUCACGGAGGACGAUGAUUUGGAACCUGAGGCCCAACCAGAGAGAGUACCCUGAUGUAAUAGUUAUCGAACAGAGCGUGUGACAGUCAUGGAAAACGUCUGACUCAGAAGGAGAUUGUAUAACGUAGGGAUGGCCCAUGGAUACGAACAAAAUCUAUAUCAAGAAAAUGUGGUCAGUGCUUCAGCUGAGGUGAGGGAGGCAGAUCACCGUGCCGUGGCGAUAGGCCAGCGAUGCAAUCGUCGUUUCGGU